This is a messenger RNA of Dermochelys coriacea (leatherback sea turtle), 3532 nucleotides long. RefSeq names its product solute carrier family 13 member 3 (gene SLC13A3). The transcript has 13 exons. Lineage: Eukaryota; Metazoa; Chordata; Testudines; Dermochelyidae. The record is from RefSeq and is a predicted model, not a curated record. Bases 198 to 2015 code for a protein of 605 amino acids. Gene Ontology annotation, molecular function: citrate transmembrane transporter activity; succinate transmembrane transporter activity; sodium:dicarboxylate symporter activity. Gene Ontology annotation, biological process: monoatomic anion transmembrane transport; citrate transport. Gene Ontology annotation, cellular component: membrane.
GGGGGGUGUGCCCCGGGUAGAGGGGCGGGGUGUCCGGGGCAGGGGGCGGAAGGCCAGCAGCAGUGGCCCCGUGCUCUGUGCCGCCCCCAGGUAAGAGCCCUGCCUCCCUCCCCCCUGAGUAACUCUCCUCCCCCCUGGAUAAAGCGGCGGCCCCUGCGCCCGGGCGCAGUCGGGUCCAGCUGGGUAUCUGUCGGGCUAUGGCAGCGAUCGGAGCCCUAGUGAAGAAAGUGUGGAGUAUCCGCCGGUUCCUGGUGUUACUCUGCACCCCGCUGGUGCUGCUGCCCAUCAUCAUCAGCCUGCCCCCCAAGGAGGGAAAAUGCCUCUAUGUGAUCCUCGUGAUGGCCGUGUACUGGUGCACAGAAGCCCUGCCUCUGGCCGUGACUGCUCUGCUGCCAAUCACCUUGUUUCCAUUUCUGGGGAUUCUCCCUUCGAACAAAGUUUGCCCACAGUAUUUUUUAGACACCAACUUCCUCUUUCUCAGUGGUUUAAUCAUGGCGUCGGCCAUCGAAAAGUGGAACCUGCACCGCAGGAUUGCCCUGAAGAUUCUCAUGCUAGUGGGAGUCCAGCCUGCAAGGCUGAUCUUAGGAAUGAUGUUGACAACUUCUUUCCUGUCCAUGUGGUUAAGCAAUACAGCAUCCACCGCUAUGAUGCUUCCAAUUGCAAAUGCGAUUCUGAAGAGCCUCUUUGGAGAGAAAGAAGCAUCUAAAGAUCUCAACAGAGAAAAUGAAGAAAAUCCAGCCUCUUUACAGCAGAAUAAACUUUACACUGUACCAACUGAGCUGCAGUUUCUGGCAAGUACUGAGGACAAAGAUCUGAUGGAGGAGAAGGAAGUUGCCAUUGAAGUUCCCAUGGAUUUAAAGAAAGAGGAUGAAUACAGGGCAAACGUAUGGAAAGGUUUCCUCAUUUCAAUCCCUUAUGCAGCCAGCAUUGGAGGUACAGCAACGCUGACAGGAACGGCACCAAAUCUCAUCCUUCUAGGACAGCUAAAGAGUUUUUUUCCAGAGUGUGAUGUGGUGAACUUUGGAUCCUGGUUUGUAUUUGCAUUUCCUUUAAUGCUGCUUUUCCUUUUCCUGGGAUGGCUAUGGAUCAGUUUCCUGUAUGGGGGAAUUAACCUAAGGCAUUGCAGAAAGAAAAAGUCAGAAAUAAGAACGGAUGCAGAAGACCGAGCCCGAGCAGUCAUAAAGGAAGAUUAUCAGAAACUGGGGCCAAUGAAGUUUGCAGAACAGGCAGUUCUCUUUCUCUUCUGCUUGUUUGCAAUCCUGCUGUUCUCCAGGGACCCAAAAUUCAUCCCAGGUUGGGCAAGUUUCUUCACUCCUGGGUUUGUCUCAGACGCGGUUACUGGAGUCGCCAUAGUGACCAUACUGUUCUUCUUCCCUUCACAAAGACCAUCCUGUAAAUGGUGGUUUGACUUAAAAGCAUCAAACACUGAGAAUGUGCCUUUGCUGUCUUGGAGACGGGCCCAAGAGACUGUACCCUGGAACAUUAUCUUGCUGCUCGGUGGAGGAUUUGCCAUGGCAAAAGGAUGUGAGGAGUCAGGCUUGUCUGUCUGGAUCGGAGGCCACCUGCAUCCCCUGGAGAGCGUGCCACCGGCGGUGGCUGUCGUGCUUAUCACAAUAGUGAUCGCCUUAUUCACAGAGUUUGCCAGUAACACGGCCACAAUUAUAAUCUUCCUGCCUAUCCUGGCAGAACUGGCAAUUCGUCUGAAAGUAAAUCCCCUCUAUUUAAUGAUACCAGGAACUAUAGGAUGCUCAUACGCUUUCAUGCUGCCAGUCUCCACACCCCCUAACUCAAUUGCAUUUUCUUCUGGACACUUGAUGGUCAAGGAUAUGGCAAGAACUGGGCUGCUCAUGAAUCUUAUGGGUGUUCUGCUCCUUAGCUUGGCUAUAAACACAUGGGCCAAGAGCAUCUUCCAGCUGGGCACCUUCCCUGAGUGGGCCAACAUCCAUGGAGAGAACAUCACAUCCCUCUUGCCGGAUGUGAAGAAUGUUACUUUAAGCUCGCUAAAUAAAAUAUGAACAAAGUCAGGUCAUAGGUGGGACUUGCUCACUUAGGACUGGGGCACAGGAAUCGCCAGAGUGUACUCACAGGACAAAGGCCGGAUUGCUGCUCAUGUUGCACAGAACUUUCCAUUCAUUUUAUUUUAUUUUUAUAAAUAUUAUUCAUUGUCACUACAUAAUUUUUGGGGUGGGGAUCUUGGAAGAUUUAUCUCCGCCCCCCACAGAUACCUAUCAAACAGUUUUAGAAAACUUUGUUCUUCAUUAGUAGGGGGUAUAAAAUGGAUGACCAAGUAAGUCUCCAACAUUUCCAGGGUAAAUGCCACUCCUGGUGAAAUCUAUGGGAGUUUUGCUGUCACCUUCAAUGUGCUAAUUUCAGAUACCCUAACUCAUGCUGGAUGGUAUCCUUACUCCCAUGAGUGAAGUCAAUGGGACCAUUUCAGGUGCUACUCAACUUGAGUCAGGGUAUCAGAACUAGGCCCAGUGUGGGGGCCAUGCUUGAGCCCUGUGAUUCUAGAACACUAGUUAGGGGGUCAAGAUUUCACAAGUAAUUGUGUCAUGUAGUAUGAAGACUAUUUCUUUAGCUUCUUAUGAAAGGAAAAUUCAGGAGACUAUGACUGAGUCUAGCCAGAAUUUUAUGUAUUGCUCCACAGCGGGCGUUUUGUAACGGUAGGUUUCCAAACACAUUCAUUAGCUUGGGAAUUAUUUUAAAACCCAAGACAAUAAUUUUCACCCACAUUUUUGUACUGACUGGAAAGGUAGAGAUUUGUGGACAUAUUCACUCCUGGUGUAACUCUGUGUCUAUCAGGGGCAUGACACCAGUGGCUUAUGUGGCUAAUCUUAAAUUGGUGAACGUCUUUUAACUGAGGUUUGAGUUGACCUACUCAUGACAAUGCAGCUCAAUCACAAGUCAGUAGACUGUUCGCAGAGGAAUGUUGACCUUUUUUUCGAAACGGAGUUUGAUUCUUUUAUCUGAUUGCUUGGGUACUUUCAAUGAAAGGAUUUGAAAAUUGAGCAUGAUUUUCAUCACCAUUUCAUCUAAAUACAUGCAUUUUGUUUGUGUAAGACUCUGACUAUUUAAUUAAAGAUCAGUAUUUGAAACAGAUAGGUUGAAAGAUGAGGAGUCUGAUAUGGUGCUUUGGGGAGGGUUAGCGAGGGAAUUCUUGCACUGAUACAGAUGUUGACUCAACUGGACCAGAUUCCCAGCUGGUAUAAGGUGGCAUGGUGCCAAUGAUGUUGAUGGAAGUAAACUGAUUUACACCAGCUGAUGGUCUGGCUCAGUUCUCCCUUGAGUUACUCAAAAGAUUCAGCGUCAGCGCCGAGAGCAGAUAGGGUAAUUUAUCCAUCAGACCCAAUUCUCUCUUUAAUCUCUGUUGCUGCUGCUGCUGCUGCUGUGAAAACUAUAUUGAUUACGUCACAGUACGAAUGUUUCCAAAGAGGUCAAGCUGAAACGAAACUGCCCGACUGUGGAAGUCAGCUGAUGUUGAGACAUAAUCCUCGCGAUUAGGGAACUUGUACAAUAAAAUGCAUUCAUUAGC